This is a messenger RNA of Protopolystoma xenopodis, 318 nucleotides long. The record is from the annotation of a GenBank genome assembly. NCBI's taxonomy places the organism in Eukaryota, Metazoa, Platyhelminthes, Monogenea, Polystomatidea, Polystomatidae.
AUGGACACAAAUGUCGACUUCGCAGACCGGUCGUGGGGACUCUUUGAUGACCCCCUACGUGGAGAAGGCAUUUUUUGCCUGGCCACCGCGUCUUCUGCCUUCGUGAAAGCGACUGUCUGUCUAUGCGUCCGGGAGGCUAGUUUAAUUUGUCAUGAAUUUUAUUACUUCUCCAGCCUGCAUCAGGUCUGGCCGGCCUUAAUGCUGGCAGCAGAGUCAGAAGGCAACAAUCAGCUGAAACGACUGCUUCGGCAGCUCAAAGAAACCGAGCAGACAAAGUUAGUCUUCCCGUCUGAGUCCGUUGGUAGAGAAGUGAAAUAA